UUUGGUAAAUAGUACCCUCCCUUUCUCGCAUCUCAUUAACUGAGUCCCGUCGUAGCUAUAGGUGAAGCUGCCUCUCUCUGCCAUACUGAAGCAGGUGUCCAACAUGGCGAACGCUGGCAGCGGCUCUCUCGCGACUAUUCUCUUUUUAUUCAUGUUUCAAGCGGCUCUUCUUAAAGGGGUGAGUCAGAACCUGGUGACAGACAAUGUGUCGGUGGUGGAGGGAGAGAUGGCGAUCAUCAGCUGUCGGGUGAAGAACAACGACGACUCUGUUAUCCAGUUGCUCAACCCCAACAGACAGACAAUUUACUUCAGAGACAUGAGACCACUGAAAGACGCUCGCUUUCAGCUGGUGAACUUCUCAGACAACGAGCUGCGGGUGUCGCUGUCAAAUGUCUCGCUGUCAGACGAGGGUCGAUAUGUUUGCCAGCUCUACACAGACCCCCCGCAGGAAGCCUACGCUGACAUCACCGUGCUAGUUCCCCCAGGUAACCCCAUCAUCGAGGCCCGGGAUGAGGUCCUGAGCGAGGGCAACGAGACAGAGAUGACCUGCACUGCCAUGAGCAGUAAGCCUGCCGCUACCAUCAGAUGGAUGAAGGGAGAUAAAGAGCUUCCAGGCAAGCCCAGAGUUGAGCUGACCUACGACAGGAUGUACACAGUAACCAGUCGGCUGACAUUCAUUGUUAGUAAGGAGGACGAUGGUGUGCCAGUGGCUUGCAUCGUAGACCACCCUGCAGUCAAGGACUUCCAAGCACAGAAAUACCUGGAGGUCCAAUACAAACCAGAGGUAAAGAUCGUGGUAGAAUUUCCUCAGGGUCUGACCAGGGAAGGGGAGAACCUGGAACUGACGUGUCAGGCCAAAGGCAAACCCCAGCCACAGCGGGUGAACUGGGUGAAAGUAGAUGAUGAUGUGCCAUCCCAUGCCGUCAUCACUGGCGGUGAUCUUUACAUCGAAAACCUAAACAAGUCCUACAACGGAACCUACCGCUGUGUGGCCUCCAACACAGUCGGGGAGUCUUUCGACGACUACAUCCUCUACGUCUAUGAUGCUCCCACCACUACCCCUAUACCCACCACAGCCACAACCACUACCACCACCAUCACCACCACCACUAUCUCCUUCCCUGAAGCCAAUCAAGACACUGCGCCCAGCACUGAACCUGCAGCUCAUGAUUCCCGAGCUGGAGAAGGAGCACCCAGAACGGUGGACCAUGCCGUGAUUGGAGGAGUGGUGGCCGUGGUCGUCUUCGCCAUGCUCUGUCUACUCAUCGUCUUGGGGCGCUACUUUGCAAGACACAAAGGUACCUACUUCACACACGAAGCCAAAGGAGCAGACGAUGCAGCGGACGCAGAUACAGCCAUCAUCAACGCAGAGGGUGGCCACACCAACUCGGACGAAAAGAAAGAGUACUACAUCUAAUCAAAGCAGGACCCCUCACUCUAGUGUCCUCUUUGGGACACAGAGCUGUUUUUGGAGCUGGGGCAGAUGGAGAGGGGGGUUUGAUGGAGGGAUUUAAAUGUGGUUUAGAAUCACUUUUAGUGAGAGUAGAGGGGUCGAGGAGUAGAAAAGAGAUGGGGUUUUAAAGACAGGCCUGGUUUUAAGCCGUUGUUUAGUCUAGUCUGCAGAUGUAGAUGGAAUGUUUUGUGUGUAAAAAAAAAUUAAAAAUCAAAAAAGGACAAAAAGCGGGAGGGAUCGGGUUAUUGGUAAACUGAGAAGGGGAUGGGGUUGGGGGUGGUAUGGGUGUGCCAGACGUUGCCAGAAAUCACUGUAGAGAGCUUCACCAUUCAACACCUUCCUCCCUAACUGCUGGUACGAAUUUUAUUUAGUUCAACCAUUUGCAGAAAAUUCUGUGCCUUGUUCUAUCCAUACUUUGGAUUUGUGUUAAUCCUGAUUUGCAUAACCUUGUUGCUCCCCUUUAUCCUGUUUCAUCUUUUCCACCCGUAAUCAUCAAUGUGCUGUUGGCUUUUGUAUGAGGGUAAAAUUACACAGCCACUUUAUUCAUUUUGCUAAAUGUGUCUGCACACGUGUCCUCCACUGCAUAACAAAAACUCCUUCCAGUAUACUGUGAUUUGUCUCAAACCAUUACUUCCCCUACUCUUUUUUCCCUGGAGUUUUGACAGCUCCAAAAAUGCAUGGAAUGCUUUACAUAUCAUUGUACAAAGAACAUAAAUGAGAAACAGGUUUGAUGUACUGCAUAUGCUCUUCCUGCCCUCUCUUAAACACAACCAUAUUCAAAACAUAUUCAAAAAAGAAGGCGGCAAAGGAUAAUAUAAAGUUAUUUUAUUGGGCCUAUUCCAUUUGUUUUUUCAGUUUGUUCUUUAGAGCAGAUUUACUGCUGCCUCUCCUCAAUUACCCUUCUCAGUAAAGAGAAGUGGUACAUUAUUUGUCCUCAUUGCGCUGCCAUUUCGUUGUUUCGAAUUCUUUCUCUGCUCAGUGCUAUUUUUCUUCUAUGAGACUAAAUUUUAGCUCUCUGUUCCCCCACCAGCUUUUAUUGAGUUGUGAUGAUGUGUUAAUAAUGAGAUUUAACUGAUUUCAAUCAGCUCAUAGUCUAGAAUAUAUUUCUAACCAAUGGGAAAGUAAGACAAGUAAAUUAAAGUUGUUUGGCGGACUCUAAGUCAAAAUGUCUAGGUAAUAAAUGGCUGUUGAAAAAUAUUUGGUAUUAACAUUGGCCAAGCAGUAGCCAAAAGAUGCUGCUAACAUAACUUAACAGAAAGAGAAACAGCCUUAACCAAACUCCAAACUGUAACAACCGUUCUCACUCCAUAUCCAAAAUGGCAGCUUGGUCAGUGGCCCUCUGCACCUCAUACCCACAUACCAGGUACCCUUUAGCGUCUGUGUGAGCCGCACUGGGCUUUCAACUGUUUGGCUGCAGAACAGUGAGAUGAUGUAGUAUAAAGAGGGAAGAAGUCCACAUAGGGAAGAUAAUAAUAAAAAAGCAACAAAGUUGAUUGAUUGAUUGAUUGAAUGCCAAGGGGUUCUGGCCAAGCAACCGUAUUUGUUAAGUUGGGAGUGAUAAUGUGUUGACUAAAACACAUUUAAAUUUAUUCACGGAAUACAUAAGCUGCGCAAAACAUCCUCCCUACAGUGUGUUGAUCUCACAGACACACAAUAAAAUGUAGAUCAAUCCAAUGAAAUCACAGCUGCAUUGUACACUAAUUCUUACUAAGACAUUUUUUUUUUUAAGUUUUGGUAUGUUAUUGUUGCACACUCAUUGUGAGUUUUUUCAAAAUGUAAAACAAGUCAACGUUGGGGUGACUAAAUGUCUUCGUACUGAAAUAUUCUGAGAGACAGGCCAGUCUUUCUGCUUACAUUACACCUUUUGAAUAUAUUUUGCUUUGGUGCAGCAGUUUUUGUAAACAGUUGAUAGUUUAUUGCAUGAAUGUACAUGCUAAAACUCAUUCUUUUUUUUCCUCUAUCUUGCUUUAUGUAUCACCUGCCAAAACUGUAUGAGGAUCUAUUUAGCUGUGCCAGCUGGGGAGUACUGAGGAAUGCCAAAACUAACUGUUUUGAACUGAACAUAUAUUGUGCACCAUGGUGGUAAUCCAUAGGUAACAAUAAUGUCUUGGCUUGAGUGUCUAUUCAUGGCAUUUUUUUGUCAAAGUUAUGUUUUCACACAGCAAGCAGCUUUCUUAAUGAGUCCUGACUCUAUAUGACAGCUGUGGGUGGAUGGAGGGUGGAGGUCUGUAUUUCAAUGUACACCUUCAAUGUGUUGAAAAGGCUUUAUGUGCGAUGAUAUUACAUCAUUUUGAACAUUUUAUCAAUGCAAAUGAUGAACCUAUCAUUAAACCCAACAGUGGCUGCAA
Messenger RNA from Etheostoma cragini (Arkansas darter), 3801 nucleotides. RefSeq names its product cell adhesion molecule 1a (gene cadm1a). Gene Ontology annotation, molecular function: signaling receptor binding. NCBI's taxonomy places the organism in Eukaryota, Metazoa, Chordata, Actinopteri, Perciformes, Percidae. The coding region runs from base 104 to 1417 and encodes 437 amino acids. Gene Ontology annotation, cellular component: synapse; neuron projection; plasma membrane. The transcript is spliced from 11 exons. The record is from RefSeq and is a predicted model, not a curated record. Gene Ontology annotation, biological process: detection of stimulus; cell recognition; susceptibility to natural killer cell mediated cytotoxicity.